AAAAGAGCACCAUAUAAAAAGAGCACAAUAUCGUUUUCCCUCCUUCUGUCUCUCCCGUUCUUACCUCCCGAACACUCCUUACUCCUCAACGCUAUGGCCAUUAUGACCUCUCUGCACCUCUUCUCUCCGCCACCCUUCACUGCUAAAACCCCAACCUUAACCGCCAAUAACACUAUCACUAUCCCACUCUUCUCCUCUACCUUUAAAUUCAAGCCCAUUUCAUAUAAUUUCCUCAAACCUUUAAAAAAACCAAAUUUGUUCAUUCUCAAGGCCGACGAAGGCGACGGAGAUGAAGUGGGGCCCGACGACUACGACAUGGACGAGGAAGAGGCGGAGGAAGUGGAUAACAAGAAGGAUUACGACCUUGAUUACGACCCUUCAGCCGUUGUAGCUGCUGCAAAUGUUGGUGGAGAUGAGGACAUUGCUAUGGUGAUUAGCAAGAGCUUUGUGUCUACACAAGGAUGGGAUUCUGAAAAGAUUGUCGAUUAUCGGAUUGAUGAGGAGGAAUUUCAUAAGAUUAGUUUGUUAGACUGUGAUUUCUUCAUAAGGAAGCCGCCUGACCCAGAUAAUGAUGUUUAUGAUUUUAGGGAGAUGUAUGUUACUCCGCCGGAUACUGAUAUUUACGCUAUACCAAAAGUUCUAGCUCCAAUGCCACAAAAGUACAUUCGCUGUGCAAUGAGUGAUUAUGGACGUUACAAUGUAACAGAACCACCUAUUGAUGCACCUCGUGAUCCAUUGUACAAAAGUGAGAGAGAGAUUUUGAAGGUUUUCUUGACGAAGCAUUAUAGAAACCGAAGGUUUGGUGACCCAGAAUUCGUGUUAGAUUUUGAGGAGAUAUAUGUUAUUGAUUCCAAAACAAAGUCAAUAACUAGAGCAAAAGUAGUGGUCACAGUUCCUGGAGGAAGAAACAGGGACAGAAAGAGCGACUUGCUUGUGAUACGUGAUAAUGGGAACACCUUCAAAAUAAUUCAUGCAAGUGAAAAAGAUGAUCCAACAACUGUAAUAGAGAGGGAAGAAUGGGCCAAGACUAGACAAGAAAUGGAGAGACAUCUCAGAAAGCUUCGGGACUUCAGCGUUUCAAAUUGGUUCUAAUCAAUCAGAGCAUAUGGAGACUGCUUAGUAUAGACGAAAUGUGUAGUGAAAUGCAGCUUGGUCGGAACACAUGCAGAUAUAUCACAUCCUUGACUCUGGUUGAGCUCAUACUGCCGCGAUUGCAGAGAAAAGUUUUUGCUUAUGCUCAAAUUUUGUAUUUUUGCAUGGAAUGUUGGGCGUUCACCCAGCUAUCCUGGCUUUCUAUUUGCAAGUAUGUAAUGUAGAAAUUUCCUUUAUAUUAAGUGCUAUUUUAUGUUCUUAACCAGUGAUCCAUGCAUCAAAAUAGGAAAGAAAAACAACGAUUUAUUUUUUA
Molecule: messenger RNA, 1405 nt
Organism: Jatropha curcas
Lineage: Eukaryota; Viridiplantae; Streptophyta; Magnoliopsida; Malpighiales; Euphorbiaceae
Gene: PTAC6
Product: plastid transcriptionally active 6
Cellular component (GO): plastid-encoded plastid RNA polymerase complex
Source: RefSeq, a predicted model, not a curated record